Molecule: messenger RNA, 1470 nt
Organism: Plectropomus leopardus (leopard coralgrouper)
Lineage: Eukaryota; Metazoa; Chordata; Actinopteri; Perciformes; Serranidae
Source: RefSeq, a predicted model, not a curated record
UCCCCUCCCCCCAGCCCCGGGGUAGACUCCACCAUCAGCGCCAUCGCUCGCGCUCACCGUGAGACCUUCCUGUACGCCCAUGACAAGCUGGCCAAUCCCUGCGUGCCACCUCAGCAGCCGCAGAAUAACCACGCCCACCAACACAGCGGAGAGGCGGAGCCCUGGGGACCAAACCGCUGCCCCAACGGUUACCACGCCAACGGCCUCAACACCAUCUAUCACCACCACAACAACAACCUGGGGACGGGGCACUACCCACCGCCAGACAACAGCCGAAACACCAUGCACCACCAUCGCCAUAGCAACGGGAGGCGGAGCCUGCACAACAGCAAUGUGAUUGGAGGAGCCGAGCUCAGCGAUCAUGUGACCCAGGGGCAGAACUGUCCAAUCAAGAACCGCACGGGCAUCGUGCUGGCGUGUCCCAUGAACAUGCAGCCUCACGCCGACCCCUCAAAGACCCCCCAGGAGAUCUGGGAGGACUUCUCUCUGUCCUUCACCCCCGCCGUCAGAGAGGUGGUGGAGUUCGCCAAACACAUCCCAGGAUUCAGCGCUCUGACCCAGAACGACCAGGUCACCCUGCUCAAGGCCGGCACCUUCGAGGUGCUGAUGGUGCGCUUUGCGUCGCUGUUCAACGUGAAGGAGCAGACGGUGACCUUCCUCUCCGGCGCCACCUACAGCCUGGCGGAUCUGCGGGCGAUGGGGAUGAACGAGCUGCUGGGCGCCAUGUUCGACUUCAGCUACAAACUGGCUGCACUGGAGCUGAGCGCGCAGGAGCUGGGGCUGUUCACCGCCGUCGUGCUGGUGUCUGCAGACCGGUCCGGUAUCGAGAACGUGGCGUCGGUGGAGCAGCUGCAGGAGAACCUGAUCAGAGCGCUGCGCUCGCUGGUCAGCAGGCCAGCCGUCGCCCCCGGCGACGACCAUCACAACCUGGACUCGCCGCGCUUCACCAAGCUGCUGCUGAAGCUGCCUGACCUGCGGACGCUCAACAACUUGCACUCCGAGAAGCUGCUGUCCUUCCGCAUCGACGCCUGAUGACCUCACCCAUGACCUCAUCGUUGACCUCAAAGCGCUCAGACUCAGAUCCGCGUCACUUCCUGUGCUGAUGGUAACGGCGACAUCAUAUGGUGCUCUCCUUCGCCGAGACGUCGGCUCGUCACAUCGCCGUCAUCACCUGACGAUGUCAUCGCCGCUAACUCCACCAACGUUGUGAGAUGGUGAUGAUGUCAUCAACAGUUCAUCUGUUCAGCACCCAGCUAACCGCCAAAAUAAGAGUCUGUGAGUUAAAGGGACAGUCCGACAUUUUAAUCUCCGAGUGAAGCACGAGCAGCAGGAAAUACAUCACAACCCGUCAAUCAAUAACCGAUCAACACAAACACGACUGAUUAAAAUACUUCACUGUCGUCAUCAUUAACCCUUUGAAAUCUGGAUCCACACCAGCGUCUCAGUGCUGCAUUCAGACGCCGUUCACAA